AUGCCUUACCUCCCCACCUCCCAGGCUUUCCUGGAGCAGUCCGCUCAGCUUCUAGAGGCAUACCCCGAUACAACCCGGAUAACAACAAAAUACCACUUCCCCACCGAAACCCCCGGCGCCCGCGCCAAACGCUCAAAAUCACAAGCCAAAAAGGCCGCUACAACCUCCCCAGACACCCAACCCGCCUCAACACAACCCCAAGCUACCGGCCCCAUCGCCGCUCUCACCCUCAAAACCUACAAUCCCACCACGGGCAUCGUCCUGCAGUACCAGACGAACAAGAUCGCCGAGGUUAGCCGGUUGAUUACGAGUUUGGGCAAGUUGGCGGCUGGUGCGGACGUCGCGAGUCUGGGGUUGUCGGGGGCUGGUGGCGCUGGGGGUGAUGUGGAGAUGGUUGAUGCGCCGCCGGUCGAGGAGGGUGUUUCUGGUGCGUCUGCGUCUGGUGUGAAUGGGAAGGGGCAGGGUCAGGGCCAGGGCCAGCAGGGUCAGAGUGGGAAGGGGAAGAAGAAGGGUGGGAAAGGAAAGCGAUAG
Molecule: messenger RNA, 531 nt
Organism: Penicillium brasilianum
Lineage: Eukaryota; Fungi; Ascomycota; Eurotiomycetes; Eurotiales; Aspergillaceae
Source: the annotation of a GenBank genome assembly